AUGAAAUCUGUUUAUAAUCCCUUACUGAUCCUGUCGCUGGUCGUAAUUACUCUCUCCACCAAUGUCGGCGGUAGGCCCGUACAAAAGCCUAUGCCAGCUCCGCACCAUUCAUCACCGCCAGUUGAGGAGAAACCACCCGUUGAUGUGAAACCACCUUCCCAUAAAUCGCCUAAGACACCACAUCCAUCGCCUCCACCACCAACCACUGAGAAACCUAUGCCAUCACCGCCAAAAGAAGGGAAACCACCGGUUGAUGCAAAACCACCUCCCUAUAAAUCGCCUAAGAUACCACAUCAAUCGCCUACUCCGCCACCCACAAAGAAGCCUAUGCCAUCACCACCAGUUGAUACUAUGCCAUCACCACCAGUUGAUGAGAAACCACCUUCCCAUAAAUCUCCUAAGACACCACAUUCAUCGCCUCCACCGCCACCCACAGAUAAGCCUAUUUCAUCACCUCCAGUUGAUGUGAAACCACCUUCCCAUAAAUCUCCUAAGACGCCACUUCCACCGCCACCCACAUCGUCGUCAAAUCAUUUGGUGAAAUCGUCGCCCGUACAGAAGGCUGCACAAGCUCCGCACCAUCCAUCACUGCCCAUACAUAAGCCUAGUCCAGCUCCGCACCAUCCAUCACCGCUAGAUGAGGGGAAAUCGUGGGUUAAUGUUAGAGACCCUCCUAAAAGUAAUUCAAAGCAUCACCACGUGAUGCCGCCAUCACCAUCCGUUUACUAA
Impatiens glandulifera is the source of this 729-nucleotide messenger RNA. Its product is annotated as pollen-specific leucine-rich repeat extensin-like protein 3. Bases 1 to 729 code for a protein of 242 amino acids. The record is from RefSeq and is a predicted model, not a curated record. The transcript has 2 exons. Lineage: Eukaryota; Viridiplantae; Streptophyta; Magnoliopsida; Ericales; Balsaminaceae.